Molecule: messenger RNA, 3233 nt
Organism: Rhodamnia argentea
Lineage: Eukaryota; Viridiplantae; Streptophyta; Magnoliopsida; Myrtales; Myrtaceae
Product: putative pentatricopeptide repeat-containing protein At3g25970
Exons: 2
Coding region: 375-2489 (704 amino acids)
Biological process (GO): RNA modification
Molecular function (GO): RNA binding; protein binding
Source: RefSeq, a predicted model, not a curated record
UUCUUUCUUCAGUUCACGCAUCUCUCUCUUGCCGCUCUUUCUUCCUUCCCGCCAUAGCCAAAAUGCAUCUCACCGCCACUCUCUCACGAGAUUGGGAGAGAAAGAGCUUCAAGGCCGAACCGAACGUGGGGCCCCGAUUCUUCCCGAGGCAAUUCGAGGGCGAGGAUUAUUUAUAGAAGAGCCCCAACGAUGGCGAUGCGCCGAUGGCGGUGCUGCACUUCCUUGACGAGGAAGAAGAAUACGUCAGGCUCAAUCCUUCGUGAAAGCAAUCGUUUUCGAGUAACGGGUAUCGCUAAACUCUCGCUUUCUACGCUAUCAGGCGCUGCGAAUGUGUAGGAACAGUAAAAGUUGCAGGGAGCGGUGGUUGCUCGUGAAUGAGGGCGCUUCAUUCACUUGUCGAGAACAAAGCGCCUGCUCUCAGCAAAGCUUUGAUAGCCCAUUGUCAAGCUAUCGUGGGAGGAACCUUGAGGGAUCUCUAUACUGCCAAUAAUAUAUUAAGUGGAUAUACAAAAUGUGGAGAAAUCUGGGUUGCUCACCAACUGUUCGACCAAAUGCGCAGCAGAGAUACAGUGUCCUGGAACACCAUGAUUUCUGGUUAUGUUAAUAGUGGCAAGUUGGAGAGAGCAUGGGGUUUUCUGGAGUCCAUGAGACAAUGCGGACUAGACUUAGAUGCUUAUACUUUUUCAAGUAUGCUAAAAGGAGUAGCUAGUGCUAGUAGACUAGACCUCGGUCGGCAAUUGCAUUCCUUGAUUUUCAAGCAUGCACAUGCCGGGAAUAUUUACACCGGAAGCGCUCUUUUGGACAUGUAUGCUAAGUGCGAGAGGGUUAAGGAUGCGUACAUCGUGCUUCAACACAUGCCGCGACGUAACUCCGUCUCGUGGAAUGCGCUAAUCAGUGGGUUUGCGCAAAGCGAUGACAGAGAGACUGCAUUUUGUCUUUUAGAUAGCAUGGAGAAUGAGGGUGUUAAGCCAGAGGAUGGGACCUUUGCUCCUCUCUUGACAUUGCUCGACGACCAUGAGUUUUUCAAGCUUACCACACAGGUCCAUGCCAAAAUUAUGAAGCAUGGUCUAGAAUGGGAAAAUAAUGUUUGUAAUGCCGCGAUUAAUUCGUACUCGGAGUGUGGUUCCAUUGAAGAUGCUAAGAAACUGUUUGACAGCGUUGUCUUUAGAGAUAUAGUGACAUGGAAUUCGAUGCUUGCUGCUUACCUCGUGCAUGGUGAUGAAGAUUCUGCCUUUAGGCUUUUUAUUGAUAUGCAAUUGUUGGGCAUUGAAAUGGAUGUUUACACUUACACAAGUAUAAUAAGUGCCUGUUUCGAAGAAGCAUGUGAAAAUCAGGGAAAGUCCCUCCAUGCUUUGGUGAUUAAAAGAGGUCUGGAGCAAUCAUUACCAAUCUCCAAUACAUUAAUAGUUAUGUACAUCAAAUUGGGUAAUGGAUCUAUGGAAGAAGCUAUUAGUGUUUUCAAAUCGAUGGAUUCCAAGGACCGGGUCUCUUGGAAUUCCAUGUUGAACGGAUACUCCCAAGUUGGGUUGAGUGAAGAUGCCUUGGAACUUUUUGCUCACAUGAGAUCUUUGGAUGCUGAGAUUGAUCAUUAUGCUCUUUCAGCAGUUCUCAAGUCUUGCUCUGAUUUGGCAACUCUCCUUUUGGGCCGACAAGUUCAUGCAUUGGCACUUAAGUUUGGCUUUGAGUCAAAUGAAUUUGUUGGCAGUGGACUGGUCUUUAUGUACUCUAAGUGUGGCAUUAUUAAAGAUGCUAGAAGCUCUUUCGAAGAGACCUUCCAAAGCAGCUCAGUCACUUGGAACGCAAUCAUUUUUGCGUAUGCACAACACGGUCUAGGACAUGCUGCGCUUGAUCUUUUCCAUAUUAUGAGAGCAAGGAGAAUAAAGCUUGAUCACAUCACCUUUGUUGCUGUCCUGACUGCUUGUAGCCACAUUGGUUUGGUUGAAGAGGGCUAUGGGUUUCUAUUGUCAAUGGAAACUGAUUAUGGCAUUCCUCCAAGGAUGGAGAACUAUGCUUGUGCGAUUGAUCUUUUUGGGCGUGCUGGGCUUGUGAAUGAGGCUAAGGCCUUGGUGGAUUUGAUGCCGUUUCAACCUGAUAUGAUGGUGUGGAAGACUUUAUUGGGUGCUUGUAGGAGUAGCGGGAACAUGGAAUUGGCUUGUCAAGUCGGGAAUCGACUACUUGAGUUAGAGCCUGAAGAACAUAGCACUUAUGUUCUGCUCUCGGACAUGUACGGGCGCCUUCAAAAAUGGAGUGAUCAUGCCAGGGUAAAGAGGCUUAUGAGGGAAAGAGGGGUGAGGAAGGUCCCUGGCUGGAGUUGGAUUGAGGUCCAAAACCAGGUUCAUUCUUUUAAUGCUGAAGACCGUUCCCACCCGUUCUGCGAAGAUAUAUACCCUGUGUUGGAAGGCUUGAUGGAUGAAGUAAGAAAGUUGGGUGGGGAUGUCAAUUCAGAGGAUUCUGCGCAACAAAUGGAGAUAUGGUUCGGGAGUCUUUGACAGUGAUAUUUAUUCAUAUUCUUUUAGCCGAUGGCAACGAAUAUCAUUUGUUCAGCUAUAGGCGCUCGGAUAAUUUUUUAGGCAAACAUUUGUUGUAGCGAAUAAGGAAGAACGAUAAGCAUUCUCUGUUGUAAUCAUACAGAAACAAAUUUCAUGCAAGCUUUCUUCUCAUUGUUUUAUUCUCGAUGUAGAGGAAGAGAAAUUGGUUUGUCAUGAAUGCGAAGAGUAUCCUUAUACAAUCAAAGGUACUAUCUUCUCUGAAUAGGAAGUCCCUCUUUGUUGCUCUUCAAGAGGAAAAGGCUGUGAAGCUGGGAGAGGGAGUCAGCUUAGUGGAGGAGGAAGAGGAGGAUGCCUUUCAGUAGAUCAGGAUUUCAGUAGUUUAUCAAUUAAAGGUCAGUAUCUCCGAAAGAAACAAAGGACUUCGUUAAGGGGAGGUUGAGUUAAUUUGCUGGCGAAUGAGCGUGUUAAACUCAAUCCUGACAGGGCAACCAAAGGCAACCCGAGUGUCGCCGGAGCAGGCGGUGUGCUCAGAGAUGGGGGAGGAAAUUUGGAAUGGAGGAUGUACAAGUUUGGUGGGCAUAUGCUCUUCCGCACCGGCGGAACUUUGGGCUCUUGAUCCCAAAAUUGGCACGACUACUCGACUUCUGAACAAUGCUCGUAAUUGAAAUGGAUUUGCAUUUGGUUAUAGAGUUGUUAAGGAACAAGGGCAGGAGUCCGAUGAAGCGGAAUCCUUUGCUGAAUUGA